AGCAAGAUUAUGUCUUGGUCUAUAGAUAACAAGUUCAUUCUAGUCUUAUGCGAAAGAUGGAGGCCAGAGACACACACAUUUUGGUUUCCAACCGGUGAGUGUACCGUGACGUUAGAAGACGUCUACAUGCUUUUAGGACUACGAAUUGAAGGCAAAGCUGUUAAUGGUAAGACCAACUAUGCAAAUUCAAUUUGCAUGGAGCUUUUAGACACUGAUUUGUUAGAUGAUAAUGCUAGAGGUCAAGGUAUACUACUCUCACGCCUAAAGUCAUAUUAUAAUAGUUUAUAUUUAGAUGAGCAUUCUACCGAAGAUGCUCGAAUAAUCAAAACUAGGUGUUACAUUAUGUUGUUACUAGGAUCCUUUUUAUUUCCCGAAGGUAGUGGUUCUAGCAUGCAUAUUAUGUACUUACCUCUACUUAGAGAUGUAGAUAGAAUAGGUAGUUACAGUUGGGGAUCCGCAUGUCUAGCCUAUCUCUAUAGUUCGUUGUGCAAAAACUCCCACAAAGACACAUCUACAUUUUCUGGAUGUGCUGUUUUGCUACAAGCAUGGGGAUGGUCAAGACUACCGUCUCUAGCACCGGUCAAUAACAACCCUUUCACUUUUCCAUAUGCAAAAAAAUGGUCGGCACGUGGUAUGAGUUACAGCAGAUGUCCGAGACACUGUAUUACUCAGUAUCGCAACCUGUUGGAUCACCUUCGACAGACAGACUUCAUUUGGCGUCCAUACCUUAAACUGGAUCAUGAGCAUGAGGUCAACCCUGAAGACGCAGCCGUAUGGACAGCAUGCACACCGAUAAUACGGUUCACAACAGUGGAGAUGCACAACACCGAUCGUGUGAAGCUGCAGUUCGGUAUGGUCCAGAAUAUCCCAGAUCCCCCAGCUAGCCUACGAGAAUGGCAUAUGCGUAAAGUGAACGACCAAUGGAACUUCAACCCUUGGCAAACCUUCGCAAGAUCGGAGUGUCGCAAGUGGAAGCACCGUCAUGACCAUGUCUUAACUAACGCAGUCAUGCCAAAUAAGGUAUGGACGCAGCCGUAUGGAGAGCAUGCACACCGAUAAUACGGUUCACAACAGUGGAGAUGCACAACACCGAUCGUGUGAAACUGCAGUUCGGUAUGGUCCAGAAUAUCCCAGAUCCCCCAGCUAGCCUACGAGAAUGGCAUAUGCGUAAAGUGAACGACCAAUAGAACUUCAACCCUUGGCAAACCUUCGCAAGAUCGGAGUGUCGCAAGUGGAAGCACCGUCAUGACCAUGUCUUAACUAACGCAGUCAUGCCAAAUAAGGUAAAACCAAGUCGUACUUAUAUGGCUUGGUACAGAUCGGUUGGAUUUCAAUUCAUCGCCGAUGAUAUGUACCUCUACGACCCACGCCAGACAAGUUACACACAAGAAGGAUCAACAUCUAACCCCCAACAACAUUCUCAGCCCGGUUACUCACAACCACCUA
Messenger RNA from Lathyrus oleraceus (garden pea), 1446 nucleotides. RefSeq names its product protein MAIN-LIKE 2-like. Lineage: Eukaryota; Viridiplantae; Streptophyta; Magnoliopsida; Fabales; Fabaceae. The record is from RefSeq and is a predicted model, not a curated record. Gene Ontology annotation, biological process: meristem maintenance; meristem development. Bases 10 to 1059 code for a protein of 349 amino acids. The transcript has 3 exons.